This is a messenger RNA of Stylonychia lemnae, 1041 nucleotides long. NCBI's taxonomy places the organism in Eukaryota, Ciliophora, Spirotrichea, Sporadotrichida, Oxytrichidae. The record is from the annotation of a GenBank genome assembly.
AUGCAAAAGUCAUUACUGCCCCUUUAGUACAACUAUAACUAGCCUUAGGAGUUGUUUGAGAUAAGAUUACAAACACAUCACAACUAAGAACGACGGAUUAUCACUCUCCAAUGUGAUUCUGAGUACUCUGAAAAAUUUAGAAAGAUUUUGAGUCACUAAAAUUCACAUCAACUCCUUAGAAAACUUAUCAAAAAAGGAAUGGACGAGAUUGAUCAGAUAAUAGAGAUAGUUGAUCAAGGACUACAAGAUUUACAUGUUGAAAAUGAUCUAGAACAGAUAAAGAGGUAGACCAGACAAUAACUCAAAGAAAAAAUUUGUCAUUUUCCUGAUGACUAACUCAACAUCACUAAUGAAUUUUAUCAGGACUUUGAAAAUAUGUAAAUAUAAGGACACAAUGCCCCUACUAUGAAUUGUAAUGUUCAAGUUAGUUCAGCUUCAGAAUCUAAAGAAACUUAUUUCUGGAAAGAGAAUGAAUGUGUGCUAUUCAUCAAAGCACUGCAUAAAUACGGGAAGAAAUGGAAAGAAAUUAGCAAUUAUUUUAAUUAGAAAAGGAAUCAGCUUCAAUGCCGAAGUCAUGGCUAGAAAUAUUUGAAGUCACUUAAAGUACUCUUAAUUAUAACUUAAAGAGUAAUUGAGGGGAAGCAUAUGCCUUCAGAUUAAGAUCAUAUCAGAAUCAAAGCCUACGAAUAAGAUAGAGGUUCCGUUUUAAAGUCAUUUAAGUCAUAAAAAGAAUCUUUUUAAGAUUUUCAGCUAAAUUCCUAAUUUUUCCCUCGAUACUUGUACAAUUUAAUUAUUGAAGGUCAAGAUGCAAAGCUCUUGCAAUUGACUGAUAAAAUGAAGCAAAUCAAUUAAGCAAUUAGUAAUGAACUUAGUUUUUAUGAUUAACUCAAGGAGGCUAAGAAAAACAAAAAUGAACCAUUGCAAAAGAAUAAAAGACCCUAUUCAGCGAUUUUAAUGGAGAGUUAAACUAUCAAUAUUGAAACUAUUGCUAAAAUUGAAGAUGUAGAAGAUCAAAGAGUCACUCGUAGAUAAAAGAAAUGA